Molecule: messenger RNA, 1425 nt
Organism: Dichotomopilus funicola
Lineage: Eukaryota; Fungi; Ascomycota; Sordariomycetes; Sordariales; Chaetomiaceae
Product: S-adenosyl-L-methionine-dependent methyltransferase
Exons: 3
Coding region: 1-1425 (474 amino acids)
Biological process (GO): peptidyl-arginine methylation
Cellular component (GO): cytoplasm; nucleus
Molecular function (GO): protein arginine N5-methyltransferase activity
Source: RefSeq, a predicted model, not a curated record
AUGGAAACCGACACAGAUACAAUCUCCUCCCGCAUCUCCCCCACCUGCCCCCCCGAAACCCAACGCGUUCUAACAGCCGCCUGGUCCCACGACCUGACCGCCGUCAAAAAACUCCUCGACACCCCAGGCCGCGCCAGCGUCCAAGACCCAACCACCGGCGAAACCCCCCUGCACGCAGCCAUUCGGGCUUGUGGACCUGCGCCGGAGGCAGAGGGAGGGGAGGAGGAGGAAGAGGGUCUAGCAGACUUGGAAGCAGCCAAGAAGGUUGUUUAUGAACUGUUAUUAUGGGGUGGGAUAUGGAAUGAUGUGGAUGAUAGGAAUGAGACGCCGGGGUGUGUGGCGCGGCGGUUGGGGAGGGGGGAGUUGUAUAAUUUGUGUGUGGAGGCCGGGGUGAGGGCGGAGAUGUUGUUUGGGUUGAUGGGGGGGUAUGAGGAGUUGGAGAGUGUUGAUGGUGAGGAUGAGGAGGAGGACGAGGAGGGUGAGGGGGGUGUGGAGGUGGUUGAUAUGGAUGUUGAGAACCCGGAGAUGGUGGUUGUGGGUGAGGAUGGGGAGGAGGCGCCUGAGUUGGUGGGCGGGGAGGUUAAUGGGAAGGGGGGGUCGGUAGAGACAGUGCCGGCGGAAGGGGAAGAAGGGCUAGAAGCAGAGCAGGAGGAGGAAGAAGAAGACGUGGAGGAGCCACGAUUUAAACGGCCAAAGGAGGACACUGAAGCAGACGUCAACUUUGAGGCGUACCUACGCUCGAAACUCACAUACACCGACGGGAAGCUUGUGGACGACGACGGGAACGGUGUCAUGAUGGCUUGGGAGACCGAUAUCAUGCGCCGGAGCGUGAAUGCAUUGUUACCAGGGAAACAACCAGGCAAGCGGAUCUUGAACAUCGGUUUCGGGAUGGGAAUCAUUGAUACCAUGUUUGCGGAAACCCAGCCUGCGGUACACCACGUUAUCGAAGCCCACCCGGGAGUCUGGGAACACAUUUCAAGUCCGGGAUCCAAGUUCGGCUCGGCAUGGGAAGAGAGUGCCCCGAAGCCCGGUGCUUUCAAGAUUCACAAGGGGAAAUGGCAAGAGGUUUGCCAACAGCUGGUCCUACAAGGGCAAACCUAUGACGCUAUCUAUUUCGACACGUUUGGUGAAGACUACUCCCAGCUACGCAUGUUCUUUACCGAACUAAUUCCCAGUCUCCUCGACGGGCAAGGGCGGUUUGGCUUUUUCAACGGCCUCGGCGCGGAUCGUGCGAUUUGCUAUGAUGUCUACACCAAGGUGGCCGAGCUGCACCUUACGGACGCUGGCCUGGACGUCGAUUGGGAUGUGAUCGAUGUGGAUAUGUCACAUCUUGCUGAAGCAGGCAAGGGGGAGUGGGAGGGGGUCAAAAGGAGGUAUUGGACGCUGGACAAAUACCGCCUGCCAACAUGUACAUUUCUGGGUUGA